Messenger RNA from Gongylonema pulchrum, 834 nucleotides. NCBI's taxonomy places the organism in Eukaryota, Metazoa, Nematoda, Chromadorea, Rhabditida, Gongylonematidae. The record is from the annotation of a GenBank genome assembly.
AUGGACUCGUCAGAAUCCGUGAAUGGUCAUAACUAUGCGAAAUACAUCGAACCACCAGAACUACCUUUGAGGUAUAGGACAUCUCUAGAUGGGACACGUUAUUCGCGUAGCCGUCGUCAUCGUUAUCGUCACCGAUCGGGACAAACUCAUGGUAUUAUCGAGAAAAUCCGGAAUUUUUCGGAAAAUACUACGGCACACGGUGUCCGCCGAAUAUUCAUUGCCCGGAAUGCUUAUACGGCACGGCUGUGGCUGUUCGGAAUAAUCCUUUGCUUUGUCAUUCUUAUUGUACAGGCGCAUCAUCUAGUGAUGAAGUUUAAUCGAUAUGAAAAAAUCACCAGUAUUGAGCUUAGAUUCGACUAUAUGCAGUUUCCGUCGGUGACUUUUUGCAAUUUAAAUCCAUACAAAAAAAGCUUGGUUCGGCUGGUACCAUCGGUGAAAGAUACGAUGGAUGUUUACGAAAAUGCAAAAUCUGGCCGCAAGCAUCGUAUAAAAACUCCUGGGCCAUUUCGAGCAAAUCGUAGAGAUCAGUUGGAUCAGAAAGAACGUCUGUUGGAGCUUUUCAGCAGUGAGCAGGAACAUGAUUUAAGCGUCAAAUACUGGGGGAAUGUGAAAUCACGAAGAGAGAUCAAAGCCGAGCCCCCUGAUGGUACCAGUGGUACUGAAACAACGGAAGAGACAGGAAGUAACAGAAGUCACAAGGCUGCUUCAACUUCUACAGCUGACUUUACAUUCAGUGUUUCAACGUUAAGCAGUCUGACUUCAAUAUCAAGGAGAAAACGACUGGUACGUUACUUUUACCAACGUAUGGUACUUCUGGUGAGGCUCAAGAGGUGA